Molecule: messenger RNA, 714 nt
Organism: Enterobius vermicularis (human pinworm)
Lineage: Eukaryota; Metazoa; Nematoda; Chromadorea; Rhabditida; Oxyuridae
Source: the annotation of a GenBank genome assembly
AUGGGAGCGAACAGAGAUUACAUAAUGCUACCCAGCAGGUCACAGCAAGUUUUUGAGCAGCAGCUGCAGCAACAGAAUAAUUCUCAGCCAAACAUCCUUCAGCCGCACUUGCAAUCCAUGUUACUUCAGCAACAAAGACAACAACUUGUUGCAGAUUCUCAAACAUUUUUAUUUGUUAUAAGAAGGACGUUUUUAUUUGUCCUUACAGGCAGGCUAAGCUUGUUGAGCAGCGCUGCAAAAUACAAGGUUACCGUUGGUGAGAUUAAUCGACGCUUGUCUCCUCCUGAAUGCCUCAACGCGUCUGUGCUUGGCGGAAUUUUGAGAAGAGCAAAAUCAAAGGAUGGUGGAAAGUCUUUACGUGACCAGCUCAAAAGGGUUGGUCUUCAGCUACCAGCGGGAAGAAGGAAGGCAACCAACGUUAAUUCGCUCACUGCUUUAGUCGAAUUUGAAGCAAUGCACUUGGCGAAAGACUUCAAUACUGUAUGUGAGAACGAGUUUCCAGCUAGAGCAGUAGCUGAAUAUUUGACUUUACAUCACUGUUCAAUGGAGACUGCUGAUAUCCAGAGGCGUAAAAAUAUGGUUCUAGCAACAAGGACAAUAAUUGCCGAAUUGAAAGAACUUUUAGCUAAUGACAGAAGUCCCUUAUGUUCAUCAAGGCCUCAACCAGUCUUAGAGCCUUCUAUUCAAAGUCGUCUCACUCACUUUUCAAUGGUA